Messenger RNA from Talaromyces rugulosus, 1830 nucleotides. RefSeq lists its product as uncharacterized. NCBI's taxonomy places the organism in Eukaryota, Fungi, Ascomycota, Eurotiomycetes, Eurotiales, Trichocomaceae. Bases 1 to 1830 code for a protein of 609 amino acids. The transcript is spliced from 2 exons. Gene Ontology annotation, cellular component: mitochondrial matrix. Gene Ontology annotation, molecular function: ATP hydrolysis activity; ATP binding. Gene Ontology annotation, biological process: protein catabolic process; proteolysis. The record is from RefSeq and is a predicted model, not a curated record.
AUGCGACCGCUUCCCCGCCUUGCGUGCGCAAUCGGCCGGCGACGGGCUGGAUUGCAUAGCUUACAACAAACUCACCCCGUUUUCGCUAUACAUACCUAUAAGAAUUUCACAUCACUCGGCUUCCGGCCAUCAUCUUCGAAUUUUAACCGCUCUGAUUUUACCAGUCAGCCAUAUACCGGCAGUUAUGAAGCUGGACUUCCUACAUCCGGUCCCCUGGGCUCGGCUCCGAGUUUCGGGGUCCCCAGAUUGACGCCCCGAGAGUUGAAACAGUAUCUCGAUCAGUUCGUAGUUGGCCAGGACAGAGCGAAGAAGAUCCUUAGUGUGGCUGUUUACAAUCACUACCAGCGCAUCAUGGACAUUCAGAGGCAGGAGGAGGCAGCCGCGGAGCGAAUGGCCAAAAGGGAAAGACGAGCGGCAACGGAAGCUCACCCUCUUGAGAGUGAAUUCCCCGGCCAGCAACGCACGAUUCAUAUGCCACCUCCACCAAAAGACUCUGAACACCAUUUAUCCGAGCAUCCCUCGUUGACUGAUGAAUCCUCCGUGCUGAUUGAAAAAUCAAAUAUAUUAUUACUUGGCCCCUCGGGGGUGGGCAAGACAUUGAUGGCCAAGACAUUGGCUCGUGUGUUGGAUGUCCCAUUUAGUAUGUCAGACUGCACGCCAUUCACGCAGGCUGGAUACAUCGGAGAGGAUGCCGAAGUGUGUGUGCAUCGAUUGCUCGCUGCUGCUAAUUACGAUGUGGAAACAGCUGAGCGGGGUAUUAUCUGUCUUGAUGAGGUCGACAAAAUAGCCACUGCUAGGGUUAGUCACGGCAAAGAUGUUAGCGGAGAAGGUGUACAACAGGCUCUUCUUAAGAUUAUCGAAGGAACCACAAUACAAGUUCAAGCGAAGCCAGAGAAACAGUCACAUCGGCAUACAACAGGCCCUUCCGGCCCCUUUAGUCCAGGGGGCAUGCCGGGCUCUGGAUUCUCUUCAAGUGGAUCCGGAUCAUCCUCGCCCUCCAAAGGAGAGGUGUACAAUGUGAGAACAGACAACAUCCUGUUUGUGUUCUCCGGUGCAUUUGUCGGGCUCAACAAAGUUGUGAUGGACCGUAUUUCCAAGGGCUCGAUUGGGUUUGGACAGCCCAUACGGGCAUCUUCUGCUGUGUCACCUGGAGAUGGCCGCUCACAACCUGGAAACAACGCGACACUCACGCCUGUUCUUCCAGGCUCCGACGAAGAAGCUCUGUACAAAAAGCACCUUCCUUUUUUCACGUCUGCAACCCUGCCUGGUGCAAACGAGGAACCCGUUUACUUCAACCCUCUUGACCUUCUCACACCCACUGAUCUCCAGAGUUUCGGAUUCAUUCCUGAGCUAGUUGGGCGUAUCCCCGUCACCACAGCUUUAUCUCCCUUGUCCCACACCCUCUUAGUACGCAUUCUCACUGAACCCCGCAACUCACUCGUCAGACAAUACGAGGCCCUUUUCGACCUUUCCGGGAUCAAACUGGGAUUCACCACCGCCGCACUACACAAAAUUGCCGCGAACGCCCUGUCCAUGGGAACUGGCGCGCGCGCCCUGCGCACCGAGCUCGAGACUAUUCUGUCUGACCCCAUGUUUGAAGCACCGGGAUCGUCGGUCAAGUUUGUCCUUGUGACUGAAAAAGUGGCGGAUCGGAAAGAAAAGCCCAUCUAUCUUGCCCGUGGCCAAGGAAGCCGUUUUCACUCCAUGAUUGCCGCCGAGGAAAGUGAAUGGGAGGCUAGGGUCCAGCGCAAGCCUUCUCCUGGUGGCAAUGAGAAUAAUGAGACGUCUAGCUUUGCAGAAUAUCGAAACCGGGCAUCGAACGGUAUGUAA